AUGCGUAUGGGAACACUAACCUAUAAUCGAUUUAAUUAUGUUUUUUGUUUUGUUUUGUUUUGUUUUUUACAUUAAUUUCCAUUGCAAAAAAAGGCGUUCUCGCGCAUCCUUGGAGUCAUUGAUAAAGACUACAUCAUUUGCCUCCAUAAUCCAUUAGAACGCAAAUGACCUCUUGUUCGCGUGUCAUGGCCCCCAUUUUUCAAAAGAACUGAGCAACGACUCCUUCCUGUCUUCAGAAUCACAAGUACCUGCAAGCCCACCUGUACGAUUCUUCUUCAGAAGAGGCGGUGCUUUGCCACACGUCACGAGCUGUAGAGGCGCCGCGAUUGGCAGCCCAGAGACGCGCUCGUGGGCCGGUGGGGAGCAAAGCGGAGGGGUGGGGGCGAGGGCGCGUGCUCACCAGCCUUUGUGUAUCACUUCCAAUAUCUCACGCGUCAAUAAUUGAGCGCGCGAGCAGACGGAGCCCCGCGCUAUGUGCUCAGCCGCGCGCCGACUAGACGAGGGCCUCGCUGCGUGCACCGCCGACUCGAGACGAGUUCACAGGAAAAAUACGACGGACAGAAGGAUCUAGAAACGGACAACUCACAAAUCCCAGGCAGGUUUCGGAGAAAAGACAAAAAAAGAAUAUUUAAUAAUAAUAAUAAUAAUAAUAAUAAUCAUAAAUAAAUAAAUAAAUAAAUAGAAACCCACUUGAUUUGGAAAUCCACACCUGGAGAGCGCUUCAUUUUCAGUGCGGGGGAAAAAGGUCUGGAGACAAGCUGUGACUUUGAGAGCGAGCUGAAGUAGGAGAGGCUGAGAGAAGUGGUGAGGAGACUGCAGGCUGAAGUUACAGUAAUGCUGGUGUUUGUGCUGUGCGCGCUGGCGUUAGGUUGCCUCGCGAGCGCGCAGAAUGAGACGGAGCCCAUCGUGCUGGAGGGAAAAUGUCUGGUCGUGUGCGACUCGAACCCAACUUCUGACCCCACCGGAACAGCGCUCGGGAUUUCCGUGCGCUCUGGAAGCGCUAAAGUCGCAUUCUCCGCUGUCAGGAACACCAACCACGAGCCGUCAGAGAUGAGUAAUCGGACAAUGGUCAUCUACUUUGAUCAGGUUCUCGUGAACGUCGGCAGAAGUUUCGACGAAGAGAGAAGUAAUUUCUUCGCCCCACGAAAAGGGAUUUACAGUUUUAAUUUCCACGUCGUGAAGGUUUAUAACCGUCAAACUAUCCAGGUGAGCCUCAUGCACAAUGGGUGGCCUGUGAUCUCAGCCUUUGCUGGAGACCAGGACGUGACGCGUGAGGCUGCCAGUAAUGGUGUUCUGAUUCAAAUGGAGAAAGGCGAUCGCGCCUACCUCAAGCUGGAGCGGGGCAACCUGAUGGGUGGCUGGAAGUACUCCACCUUCUCUGGUUUCCUGGUCUUCCCUCUGUAGACGAGGGGCUUUCCAUGUAGGGACUAUUGCUCUUCAGCUCACCAGCUUGUGGGACUGUGGCGAUAGAGUGAGAAAGAGAGAUGGGGAGAAGGUGUGUUUGUGUGUGACAGAUAUAUAUAUAUAUAUAUAUAUAUAUAUAUAUAUAUAUAUAUAUAUAUAUAUAUAUAUAUAUAUAUAUAUAUAAAGAAGGAAUUUGAAAAGAGAAUUAGUGUGGCUAACUCUUUGACAUGCUCGCUCCGCUGCUUGCCUACAGCUCUGGACAGCCAAAACUUUUUUAUUUUAUUAUAAUGAUUACAAUAAUUAACAAUUAACAAUAAAACUAUAGAGGCUAUUGCCUUUCUCCUCAUAUAUCUCCUUAUUUAACUUUUCAUCUGCUAUAAGGAAUGUCUAUCAUCAGACAUUUAUGGAAUGUCUGUCAUAAAACUCAAUGCACAAAAUCAUCCAGCCCCAGUAAUUAACUCACAUUGGCAAUUUCUAAAACUUAAUCCUCACCUGCAUAAAUUUGUCCUGCUUCAAAUGUCAAUCUCAGUUGUUCAAACAUAAAUCUCUAAUGCUGUUCCCUUCGGUCUUAAUGGGCACUUUAGCUCUUUUUGGCUCUGCUAUUCUCCUCAAAACAGGAGGACACAUUUCAGUCUGUUAUGCCUGAAGAUUAUCCAAACUCCUCUAAGAGACUCUUACUGUAUACUGGAUAUACACAGAUAUAUAAAAUCCUUCAAAUUUCUAUAUGAUGUACUCUAUGACUAUCUGAAUCUGAUUAAUCUGUAUUUCUGUAUUUCAGUGUUAAUAAUAGUGGUUUUGUGUGUGUGUGUGUGUGUGUGUGUGUGUGUGUAUGCGUGUGCGUGCGUGCGUGCGUGUGUGUGUAUGUGUGUGUGUGUGUGUGUGUAUGUAUGUAUGCGUGUGUGUGUGUGUGUGUGUGUGUGUGUCAUAAUGCUGCAGCCAAGCUACCAAUGCUUCUUGUUUUUGUUUCAGAAAUGUGGCUACACUUAAGCUAUAUCAGAAGUACUAUAAAGUAAUUUUAUUAUUAUUGACUGUAAGAUAUGUGUGAAUAUUAAGAAACCCUUCCUUUUACUCAUCAAUCAGUUGAUUUAAUUAUUGUUUUUUGCUUUGAUCCAAUAAAACUUAAAUGGUCAUUUUUAUUUUUCCUAACCUAA
Molecule: messenger RNA, 2555 nt
Organism: Ictalurus punctatus (channel catfish)
Lineage: Eukaryota; Metazoa; Chordata; Actinopteri; Siluriformes; Ictaluridae
Gene: cbln1
Product: cerebellin 1 precursor
Exons: 3
Coding region: 835-1404 (189 amino acids)
Cellular component (GO): synaptic cleft; glutamatergic synapse
Molecular function (GO): protein binding
Source: RefSeq, a predicted model, not a curated record